Messenger RNA from Nicotiana tabacum (common tobacco), 1050 nucleotides. NCBI's taxonomy places the organism in Eukaryota, Viridiplantae, Streptophyta, Magnoliopsida, Solanales, Solanaceae. The record is from RefSeq and is a predicted model, not a curated record.
AUGGUGAUUGUGCCUACUACAGCUACAAAAUUACCCAGAAUUCAACUUUUUCUUACCUUGUCAGAACCUAACAAAGCCUGCAAGAAGUUUGAAUUUUCUCGUGCUUUUUGCUGUAGAGUUUCAUUGGUUAAUGAUAAUUUAUUUUACUACUACUAUAACAAAUUGCGAAAUGCAGGCUUUUUCAGGUCAGCAUCAGCUUUUAUGAACAUACUGCUGCCUACACUGAAAAUUAUCACAGAUUAUUAUCCAGGCCGUCUUCACAAAGCUUUUGUCAUUGAUCCUCCCUCCCUUUUCUCUUAUCUUUGGAAGGGAGUGAAAACAUUUGGUGAGCUAGCACCACUUACAAUGGUAUUGGAUUUCAACUACUUCACUUGGUAUGAUCCAAAAUCAGCAUCCCACAGAUUCAACUCUCCAAGAUCAAGAUUGGGUCAUGCUCGAUUUGCCUUCACUAGCGUUGACACGUCAUCUUCCAAAUUAGGCCCAACAAUCUCACCCACCCCUCAAUGCUCGAUCCUACUCCUUUGCUCACCUGUUGCUAGGACUCCACGUGGCAACAUCGGAGCCGUUAAAAAAGGAUUCUUCCCUUCACACCUUUGCCCUAGAAAACGUAACACAAGAUUUAUUAGAUCCAAGGGCUGUGAGACCUUCAUUUUUUCAAUCACCAGCAAUGUUCUUCAACAAGGAGGGACACGUAAGCAAGACAGAAAAGCCUCGAGAGUCAUUUGUACCGUUCUUGAAGUUUUAUCGUAGACCGUACGAUGAGACCUCCAUUAGGUCUUCAACGCCAUCAUAUUUCAGUAAGGCUGCUUGGUGGGCCGGGCCUGAAUCGGACCGGACCGGGCCCGCGGUCCUAACGGGUCUGGUGGGCCGGUCUUGGUGGGCCUGGGAAGCCCGUGACGGGCGGUCUUCUAGUUUGAGCCCACGAGCCCGGGACCGUCAGGCGGGCCUGGCGGGCCUAACGGACCCAACGGCUAUUUUUUUUAAAAAAAAAAAAUUAAAAUUCUCUAACGGCCAUAUUUAAAAUCUAGUCGUUUGGGCUGAAAAUAUGAC